Messenger RNA from Paramuricea clavata, 939 nucleotides. The record is from the annotation of a GenBank genome assembly. Lineage: Eukaryota; Metazoa; Cnidaria; Anthozoa; Malacalcyonacea; Plexauridae.
GUACCUACUACUUGUGAAGACAGUGACAGCAAGCAAGUUGCUGAUGAUGAACCACAUGGUAUUGCUUGUUCUGUUAACUAUUGUCACUUUUGCUUGUAGGAAAAUGUAUAUAGCUUUGUAACUAAUGGAAUAUAAUAUCCUAUAAUGAAUGUAAUAAUCUUUCAGUAAAGAUUUACAUUUACAAAUUCUGGUUCAUUUUUAGAAGUUGUAGUGGACACAGUAAAUACACCAUGGGAUAUUGAAAUCAUAAGUAUUGAUGAUGCCACAUUGCCGUGGACUAUCCCAGACUUCCCUGUUGUGACAAUAAACUUUAAAAAAGUUACAUUCAAGCAAGGAGACAAGAAUAACACUGGCCUGGUUAAUGGUGCUGAAACUUUUGCACCAACAAAAUAUACAUGCACAAAACAUUGUACUAUUAAGUUGCAUGAUGAAGAGUACACUGUUCUUUGGGAACUAAGACCUUUAAUUCAAAAGAAAACAUUAAAGAAAUCCACAACCGCACGUGAUGAAAGCACCAAACCAGUUGCCAAUAAGGAGUAUCUCAACCAAGUCCAAGAGAAACACACAUUGGCAUUCAAGGUUCUUGGAACCUGCUUCUCCAAGGAGAGACAAACAAAUUUGGAAAUGGCAUAUGAAUGCAUGGAAAGAAACAGACAUGUUUUUAUUGACCUUGUUCCCGAACCCGAGAACACACAUGACCCAAACGCAAUUGCUGUAUGCAUCAUGUCGCAGGACGACUUUGAAAAGGUUGGAUAUAUACCUCGAGAAUUAACUGGUUUCAUACAUCCCCUUAUGCUAACUGGUGAUAUGGACGUCUGUGUGAAGAGUAUUCGCUUCAGAACCAACUAUCUGCGAGUUGGAUAUUAUCUUACGAUAAACAUCACAAAAACAGGACUUUGGGAUGAUGCUGUUGUCGCAGCGUGCAAAAAUAUCAGAUAG